Benincasa hispida (wax gourd) is the source of this 1889-nucleotide messenger RNA. The record is from RefSeq and is a predicted model, not a curated record. NCBI's taxonomy places the organism in Eukaryota, Viridiplantae, Streptophyta, Magnoliopsida, Cucurbitales, Cucurbitaceae.
UUCCAUUGCUCUGCAACCGACAGAGUAAUAGAGGGAGAGGGAGAAGGAGAAGGAGAAGGAGAAGGAGAAGGAGAAGAAGAAGAGAGAGUAUCGUACUGCAGACUGGCCGCCGGUGAACUUCUCUCUCCGGCGUUUGUUUUGAGGUCCGAUUUUUCUUCAAUGCCCACCUCUAUAUCCUUGUUAUCAUCAUCAUUUUCUUCUUCUGCUUCUUUUGCCUUUUUAUCCUCUCUGCUUGCUUUGUUCCCACGGCAUACUUUUUCGCUUUGAUACGCACUCCCACGGAGGAAAAAGGUCGAUUCGAUCUCGUUUAGGGCUUAUAUGUUGUGUUGGUGUUUUUCUUGAUCUAUUGAUUUCUCGAGAGCUCUGGAGGACGUUAAAGGAACCCUACCGUUCCUUCGAACGUGUUUUUUUCCCAUUUUGGUAGAUCGAUUUGGUUUGAAGUGGAGGAAGAAAAAGAAAAACGGGGUUUAUAGGGUGAAUAUGCUUUGGUUGAUGAGAUUAUCCGGGUUUUUCUCCGCCGCAAUGGUGAUGAUUGUGCUUGCUCCGGCUUUACAAUCAUUUCCUCCGGCUGAAGCCAUUCGAUCUUCUCAUCUCGAUUUUUACCUUCGUUUGCCUGUUGAUACUGCCUUUUCCAGAUCGUUGAACAGAUUCUCCUUCCGAAAGGCAUCUACAUUUCGCAAUGCGGCUCAAUGCGGAGGCGGUGAUCCGAAAUUUUCUGGGAAGUUUGGUGUGUGCGAUCCGAAUUUGGUACACGUUGCCAUUACGCUUGAUGUGGAGUACCUUCGUGGCUCAGUUGCGGCCGUCAAUUCGAUUCUUCGAAACUCGCUAUGUCCAGAGAGUGUUUUCUUUCAUUUCCUCGUUUCGGAUACCAAUCUCGAGGACUUCGUUCGAUCCACCUUCCCUCAGUUGAAUUUCAAAGUGUACUAUUUUGAUCCGGAGAUUGUCCGUAAUCUGAUCUCCACUUCGGUCAGGCAAGCGCUGGAGCAGCCGCUUAAUUAUGCUAGAAAUUACUUGGCUGGGUUGCUGGAGUCUUGUGUGAAGAAGGUAAUUUACCUGGAUUCUGAUCUUAUUGUGGUGGAUGAUAUCCGAAAGCUAUGGACGACGAGUUUGGGUGAGUGGACAAUCGGGGCUCCUGAGUAUUGUCAUGCCAAUUUCAGCAAGUAUUUCACAGCACGUUUCUGGUCUGAUGAGAGAUUUUCCGGCACAUUUGCUGGAAGAAAACCCUGUUAUUUCAACACCGGCGUUAUGGUCAUAGAUUUGGUUAAGUGGAGGAAUGGUGGGUACACGGAGAAGAUUGAAUGGUGGAUGAAGCUUCAGAAGAGUAAUCGCAUCUAUGAACUUGGGUCACUGCCGCCAUUCCUGUUGGUUUUCGCCGGAAACGUGGCGACCAUCGAGCACCGGUGGAACCAGCAUGGUUUAGGAGGUGAUAACGUUAGAGGCAGUUGCCGUGACCUCCACCCGGGUCCGACAAGCCUCUUGCAUUGGUCCGGCAGUGGGAAGCCAUGGUUGAGGUUGGACUCCAAACAACCAUGCCCACUAGACGUUCUAUGGUCACCAUACGACUUGUACGGAUACUCCUGGUGAUAUCUCAGAUCAUAUAUGAUGUCGCUGGUAAAUUUCCCCGCAGGACCUUUUUGACGCUUUUCUUGAUAAAAUUUUCAAUUUUAGUCCUAUUUUUCGGUGUUUUUCCGUCUCUUUCCAGUUAGUUUGUGCUUCUUCUUCUAACUCCAUCUUCCAGGCGAUGUGUAUCCUAUUUUACGAUUUUUCCUGGGUCUGAAAAUAAAAAGGGAAAAAACGGGCUAUUCGAUUUGUUUGUACAGACUUUACAUUCUUUUAUGAAUGGAUACUUGAUGGUGGUUUUCCAUGUAUUAAAAUUUUCGAUCAAACAA